AUGGCUUCGGCAAAGGAUGGAUCGAAAACGAAUGUGCCAACUCUAUCGCAAGGAGCUCAUCGGCAGCCAACGAUGGGUUUAUUCGAUGCAAUUAAUCUUCUAUUAGCUUGCAUUAUCGGUUCAGGUAUAUUUAUCAGUGCUAAAGCCGUCUUAGAAUAUUCAGGUUCGUACGGUCUUUCGAUUACUGUAUGGGUUGGUUGUGGUUUACUUUGUAUAAUGGGAGCACUAUGUUAUGCUGAACUCGGUUGUGCAUAUGUUUCAUCAGGCGGUGAUUAUACGUAUCUUCGAGUUGCAUUUGGUGAUUUUCUUGGUUUUCUUCGUGUUUGGAUUGAAGUUGUUCUAUCUCGGCCAAUGAUUGUUGUCUUGAGUGUCCUGACUGCAUCGAACUAUCUCGUUUAUUGGUUCUAUCCGACUUGUACGCCACCCGAUAUUCUGGUGAAAUGUUUAUCGUCAUUUCUUCUACUAAUUGUCGGAUUUAUUAAUUUAAUAUCAGCUGAUUGGGCAAAUCGACUUCAUCAAAUUUGCAAUUAUUUCAAAAUUGCUUCACUAUUGAUCGUUAUUGGCGCUGGAUUAUAUCGGAUGAUUCUUGGUCGUGUCGAAAAUUUCGCCGAACCAUUCGAAGGUUCAACAUACAGUCAACUACCCAGUGCACUCUAUGCUGGCUUAUUUCCCUACGCUGGAUGGAAUUAUCUGAAUAAUGCCAUCGAUGAUCUAAAAGAUCCAAAACGACUUUUACCACUUUCAAUUGUUAUAUCACUUUUUAUAUGUAUAAUGAUUUAUUUUCUAACGUUCAGUUCGUAUUUCACUGCGUUAUCAGCAUAUGAUAUUUUAAUUUCUGACGCAACAGCAGUGACAUUUGCUGAACGUGUUUUUCCACCACUUUUAUAUAUCAUACCAAUCGGAGUGACAAUGUCUUGUGUAGGAGCUGCAUCGGGUAAUAUUUUCACUGUUGUGCAAAUGUUUAAUGUUGCCGGUCGAGAUGGUCUUAUGCCAUUCAUAUUCUCCAUGCGACACUACGAAACUAAUGUACCCAUGAUUGCAAUUAUGUUCGAAAUCAUAGUUAGUUUUAUUUUCCUUUUCUUCAUGUCAAACAUCGGAAAGUUAAUCAUUUGUGUUGGCAUGAUCAAUUGGACAUGUAUUUUGUUGGCAGCAGUUGGCUUAAUUGUUCUUCGUUAUAAACAUCCGGAUCGAGAACGACCAAUCAAGAUUCCAUUAUUAAUUCCUAUUCUUUUCAUCACCGUUCUAGUUGUAUUGAUCGGUGCAAGUGCUGUGACUGAUCUUGAAAAUAUUAAAACAUCGUUAACACUUCUUGGCACUGCUGUACCGGCCUAUGUCUUCGGUGUGAUGUGGAAAAAGAAACCGGCUAGUUUUAAUCGAAAAUAUAAUUCCUUUGCGAUCACUCUACAACGAUUAUUUCAUGUUGUUCAUGAUGAACACACUGACUAG
Adineta ricciae is the source of this 1446-nucleotide messenger RNA. The record is from the annotation of a GenBank genome assembly. NCBI's taxonomy places the organism in Eukaryota, Metazoa, Rotifera, Eurotatoria, Adinetida, Adinetidae.